Messenger RNA from Brassica oleracea var. oleracea, 1332 nucleotides. Its product is annotated as protein CUP-SHAPED COTYLEDON 3. Lineage: Eukaryota; Viridiplantae; Streptophyta; Magnoliopsida; Brassicales; Brassicaceae. Bases 238 to 1191 code for a protein of 317 amino acids. The record is from RefSeq and is a predicted model, not a curated record. Gene Ontology annotation, molecular function: DNA binding. The transcript is spliced from 4 exons. Gene Ontology annotation, biological process: regulation of DNA-templated transcription.
AGGAAAAUAAACCUACUCUUUGUCUUCUUUUUUUUUUUUCUCGGCACGAUCCUACUCUGUCUUCUUCCUUCAUCUUUUCCUCCUUAGAAUAGUCACAAGUCAUCCUUGUCACGAUAUAUAAACGCAACUAAAACCCUAAUCUCAUAAAAGUUGUCUUUCUGAUUUCUCUCCGUCCAUGCAACAGAUAUAGAAAGGUAUUUGGAUUUGGAUUUUGGAGUGAAGUAAAGAACAUAUAUAAUGGAACAAGGAGAUCAUCAGCAGCAAAAGAAAGAAGAAGAAGCUUUGCCUCCGGGGUUCAGGUUUCAUCCAACAGAUGAGGAGCUAAUCUCGUAUUACUUGGUUAAUAAGAUUGCUGAUCAAAACUUCACCGGAAAAGCAAUUGCCGAUGUUGAUCUCAACAAGUCCGAACCAUGGGAACUUCCUGAGAAGGCGAAAAUGGGAGGUAAAGAAUGGUAUUUCUUUAGUCUACGCGACCGAAAGUACCCGACGGGUGUGAGAACAAAUCGGGCGACAAAUACUGGGUAUUGGAAAACCACAGGAAAAGACAAAGAUAUAUUGAAUAGCACAACCUCGGAGUUGGUAGGAAUGAAGAAGACAUUGGUCUUCUACAGAGGAAGAGCUCCUCGUGGGGAGAAGACAAGUUGGGUCAUGCAUGAAUAUCGACUUCACUCUAAGUCCUCCUAUAGAACCUCCAAGCAAGACGAGUGGGUAGUGUGUAGAGUGUUCAAGAAGACAGAAGCAGCCAAGAAGUACAUAAGCAAUAGCAGCAGCAGCACAAGUCAUCAUCACCAAAGCCAAACAAGAGCCUCUAUACUAUCAGCCAACAACAACCACCCUAGUUACUCAUCGGACCUCCUUCAAUUCCCAUCACAUCUACAACCACACACCAGCCUCAAUAUCAACCAAACCCUCAUGGCUAACGCAGUUCAUCUAGCUGAACUCUCUAGAGUCUUUCGUGGCUCCACAAGCAGCACAAUGGAUUCUGCUCAUCAGCAGCUAAUGAGCUACAACCACAUGCCUGUCUCAGGGCUCAAUCUCAACCUUGGUGGUGCAUUGGUCCAGCCGCCGCCUCCUACUGUGUCGCUUGAGGAUGUUGUCGCUGUUAGCGCUUCAUUCAAUGGCGAAAACGGGUUUGGAAAUGUGGAGAUGAGCCAGUGCAUGGACUUGGAUGGAUACUGGCCAUCUUACUGAUUAGAAGUUGUUACUUUUGAAAUAUGUUUUUGUUUUCUAUCGUUGGUCUGAAGAAGAAAGUUUCGUUUACAGGUUGGUAAUACCUUUUGUUUUUGUUUUUGUUAUUGCAUUUGUUUAGCUGUUCAAGGAAAGAUUUAAGAA